Molecule: messenger RNA, 2286 nt
Organism: Mobula hypostoma (lesser devil ray)
Lineage: Eukaryota; Metazoa; Chordata; Chondrichthyes; Myliobatiformes; Myliobatidae
Gene: nthl1
Product: nth-like DNA glycosylase 1
Exons: 5
Coding region: 243-1256 (337 amino acids)
Biological process (GO): nucleotide-excision repair; base-excision repair; base-excision repair, AP site formation
Cellular component (GO): nucleus
Molecular function (GO): DNA-(apurinic or apyrimidinic site) endonuclease activity; DNA binding; oxidized pyrimidine nucleobase lesion DNA N-glycosylase activity
Source: RefSeq, a predicted model, not a curated record
GCACCGGCCGAAGACGGGGGAUAUCAGAUUGCGUUCCUGGACGGUCCGGGAGAUCUGGUUCCCCUGUGUGCUUUACCUUUCGGACCUCUUGCGGUGAAAUGCACAGGAGACGUAACUGAGCCCGAGGGAAUCCCCUUCCAACACUUCAUCGAGUUGAUACAUUUCACCAGCGCGGGAAUUAAAGGGGCCGUGACCCUGGGUCUUUCCCUCAUUUACAUCAAGUAACCUGGCGGGAAAGCACUAUGGCGGUGUCUCCUUACUUCACAUCGGGGGUACUGACUCGCAAUAUGAGCCGUGGGACGAGCGGCCUUGGCAAAGGAGGGAGUCCCAGCUGCAGGUUGGGAAGGUUGGCCCUGACUAAACGAGGCAACUGCCGAGACCAGGAGCCUGACGGUACCGCCGGAGAGAACCAAGUUGCGGGUACCGUCCGCAAGCAUGCACCGAGGCAGAGGGGAAAGAGAGCGCAGAUUGUGGGCAGUUCCAAGCAAGUUGACGGAGAGGCAAAGGGCGAAUGGGAACCGGAACACUGGCGGGAACAGCUGGAUAACAUCAGGGAAAUGAGGAAAGACAGGAGCGCUCCCGUAGAUCACAUGGGAGCUGAACAGUGUUUUGACCGAACUGCAGCUCCCGAGGUGAUGAGAUACCAGGUCCUCCUCUCACUCAUGCUGUCCAGUCAGACCAAAGAUCAGGUGACAUUUGCCGCUAUGAAGCAAUUGCGGGAACACGGCCUGACGGUGGAGAAUAUUCUCAGGACGGAUGACAAGACACUGGGGGAGCUCAUCCACCCAGUUGGGUUCUGGAGGAACAAAGUGAGGUACAUCAAACAGACCACGGCGAUCCUGAAGGAACAGUAUGGUGGUGAUAUUCCCAAUACCGUCAGCGAGCUGCUUCGUCUUCCAGGAGUGGGUCCGAAGAUGGCCCACCUUGCCAUGAAGUUAGCCUGGAACGUUGUGUCUGGUAUCUGUGUUGACACCCACGUGCACAGGAUCACAAAUCGGUUGCAGUGGCUCCAGAAGGAGACCAGAACUCCUGAGGAAACCAGACUGGCGUUGGAGGAUUGGAUGCCACGGGACCUCUGGAGCGAAACCAACUGGCUAUUGGUGGGCUUUGGUCAGCAGAUCUGCCUGCCAGUGAAUCCUCGCUGCUCUGGCUGCCUCAACAGAGACAUCUGUCCCGCGGCCAAGAACAGCCUCGGGAAAACAAACCACAGGCUCUCUCCCAACUCUCCACCACAGCCGUGCCAGCAGCAGCAAUAAUUAAAUCCUUGUGCUUAAGUGUUCGGCCCUGUAUAAAUUAUUCAGAGGAUGGGAGAUGCUUGUCCCUGGAUCAACUAAAACAAAACCGUAUCUGAUGUUGUUGAUGGAUCCCAGUUGCCGCCGGAACAUUGAAGACAAUUGAACAAUGACGUUCCCAGUGAGAGCAGUGUGCAGGACUUAAAGAAGUGUCCUUAGAUGGGUCGCGUUUCAGAGCCUGGUAACCAGCGAUAUGGUAUAGGGAAGUUUCUCACACUAAUCGGCCAUUGCACUAUUCCUUGCGAGUAAAGGAAUUCCUUAUGAGUGGAAUACUGCUGAACCUUCUUUCUAGUUCACAGAUGAUGGACACCCCUGCAUCAGAAUGAGCUCCCACAACAGUUUAAAUUCAAAAGUCUGAUAUUCCUACAAACAGCAGAACUUGUUUCCCCUCUCCCCUCUCCCUGUCUCUCUCUCUCUCUCUCCCUUCCUCCCUCUCCUUCUUCCCCCUCCCCCUCUCCCCCUCCCCUCCCCCUCUCCCCCCUCUCCCUUUCCCUCUCCCCCUCCCCUCUCCCCUCCCCCUCCCCCUCUCCCCCUCUCCUCCCCUCCCCUCCCCUCUCCCCCUCCCCUCCUCCCCUCUCUCGCUCUCUCCACUUUUAGUAAUUGUUUCUUAUCAGUCUUAUAUGCUUUCAAUAUCCAAUGCAAUGGAUAUAGUUUCAUAUUGAGUGAUUUUUGUGUAAUAUAUAACUUAAGAUCAUUGCACUAUUCCAUACUAGGAAAGGCAUUCCUUACUCGUGAAAUACUGAGCCUUAUUUCUAACUCACAGUUAAUGGAUUAAAUCAUUGUACUUUUUAUAUUGCUUCGUUGGCUUAUCUAGGAUUUGUGGCGGUGUUCCUGAGCAUGUUAACCAAUGCUUUACAAACAGAAUUUGAAACGUCACUUAUCAAAAAGUAUGAAAUAAAUGGAUGUUUCAGCAGGCAGAAGUAUGAGUGUAAUUAUGUUUGAUUGAGAUGCUUUCUGAGUUCUGAAUCAAAUAUAUUGCUUUGUAUUUCCUGGU